GUGGCUUACCUUUAUUACAUUGGCCUUUUGUAAAAGUAAGGUUGGAGGGGUAUUAAGUAAGAGGAGAAGAAGGAAGAAGUUUUGAAGAGACAGAAACAUAUUGUCACGAGCUGAGAACGCAUUGCUGUGAAUAAAUGGAAGUGUGAAAUAAGAUCAACUAAUAGUCCCUAAAAUCUUUUGCUAAAUUCUGUGUGCAUCCGAAAUUGUUACAUCUGGCGACGAGGAUGAUGGAAAAAAUGAUAGACGAAACUCGCCCGAUUCCUCCUUUCCGAUGCGAAGAGGUCAAUAAAAACCAGCUUGCCAAAGAAUGGAAGAGUUGGAAAUCGGCCCUCGAAAUAUAUUUCGAAGCCUACGACAUCUCUGACCAAAAGAAAAUGAGAGCCAAAUUAUUGCAUUUUGGUGGCAAACAACUGCAGCGUGUGUACGAAAACUUGCCGGACAUUGAUAAGUUACCCUUAGUGUCCACAAAGUCGAACUGGUACGAUGUCGCGGUCGCUAAACUGGACGACUACUUUGAGCCGGGGCGCCAGUAUAUUUUAGAGCGAUGCCGCUUACGUAAAAUUCGCCAAGAGAAAAACGAAAGGUUCGCUCAUUUCGUUCUACGCAUCAGGCAGCAGUUGGCCGAUUGCGGUUUAGAAAAGUAUUCCGCUGACGUUAGGGAAGUGCUAUCUGAAAUAUACGUGAUUGAUGUUAUUGUGGAAGGAUGCGCUUCAGAAGAACUUCGUCGUCGAAUCCUGCAGAAGGACAUUACUCUGGCAGAAGUCGAAGGAAUUGGCGCCAUGAUGGAAGGAGUAGAACAGCAGGUUAACGAGCUAACCUCUCUUUGCGACAAGGAACAAACGACACAGCAAUUACCGGAGAAAGUAUUCCGAAUUCAAACCCGAGGACCGGUUCGAAGAUCCCCAAAACAACAAUCAGGUGAACACUACCGUAAGACACAACCGAACCGGGAUAUCGCUUGCUUCAGUUGUGGUGUAAAAGGUCACAUUUCUUCAUCGGCUGAAUGCAAAGCUCGGAGUCAAACGUGUCGUCGAUGCAAGAAGGUGGGACACUUUGAGGCAGUAUGCCGGAAGCGAUUUGCAUCCACGGAUGUGUCGUCACGUCAAAAACGGGUGCGUUUAAUCGAGACAAGUGAUCAGCAAGUAAACAACCAUCCAGUUCCAGUUCUUGAAGCGGAGCAUAAAACGAGUUCAACUGAUAAACCAUACUACUGUUUUCAUUUUGGAAAUGAAACAAACGUUCUUCAAUGCAUAAUUGGUGGCGUUUCACUAGAUGUUCUAGUGGAUUCAGGAUCUGAUGUUAAUUUGAUUCAUUCGACAGCGUGGGAGAAUCUAAAACAGCAAAGAGUAAUUGUCCAUGAGAUGCAGAAAGGAGGGAAUGAUGUCAUCAAAGGUUACGGCAGUAGUAAACCGUUGAACAUUUUGGGUUCAUUUAGCGCUAAGGUCGAGAUCGGAGAAAAUGCUGCACGUGCGAAAUUCUUCGUCGUGAAAGAAGGUGAGCGUUGUAUCUUAGGCGAUACAACUGCUAAAGCACUGGGUGUUCUUAAGAUAGGAACCGAAGUCAACCAAGUGAAAAACGUUCCUUUCGGGAAAAUAAAAGAUGUGCAGGUACAUAUUCACAUGGAUCCGACGUUCAAGCCAGUGUUCCAACCUGUGCGACGAGUUCCGCUACCUUAUGAGGCUGCUGUAAACACCAAAUUGGACCAACUCUUGGCUCAAGAUAUUAUCGAGGUGAAAUGCACUUAAUUUACUCAAUACAAUUGUUCUUUAUUACUUUAUUAUGCAAUUUGGUACAAUAAUUAGAAAUAAAUUGUUGUUGCCUUAAGCAAAAUAACACUGAAAAUAUUUUCCAUCGUUGUACAUUGCACUAGUUGUUUAAACAAGCAAAAUGCAUUGCAUUUGUUGAUUAUAUUAUUUUAGGUCAAAACUGGUCCGACUAGCUGGGUAUCACCGCUAGUUGUGGUGGGUAAAUCAGAUGGUGAACUACGGGUAUGUUUGGACCUCAGGCGUGUGAAUGAAGCGGUUCUCAGAGAGCGACAUCCCAUGCCAGUUGUUGACGAAUUAUUGGCCCGCAUAGGCAAAGGCGCUAUACGAAGUCGGCUUGAUAUUCGGCAUGCAUUUCUACAAACGGAAUUGGCUCCAGAGUCACGUGAUGUGACGACAUUUAUUACUAGCCGAGGCUUGUUUCGAUUUAAAAGACUUCCUUUUGGGUUAGUAUCCGCUCCAGAAAUUUUCCAGAAAGUAAUGGAAGAAAUUCUGGCUGGAUGUGAGGGUAAGUCAAAUGUUGAUCUACUUUAUGAGCUAAUAUACCCAUUCUAAUAACGAUACCAUUGGAAAAUGAUAGGAACGG
Armigeres subalbatus is the source of this 2349-nucleotide messenger RNA. RefSeq lists its product as uncharacterized. NCBI's taxonomy places the organism in Eukaryota, Metazoa, Arthropoda, Insecta, Diptera, Culicidae. Gene Ontology annotation, molecular function: aspartic-type endopeptidase activity; zinc ion binding; nucleic acid binding. The coding region runs from base 225 to 1745 and encodes 506 amino acids. The record is from RefSeq and is a predicted model, not a curated record. Gene Ontology annotation, biological process: proteolysis. The transcript has 2 exons.